GCUACUCUGCACGCUACUGAGCGCACCGGGAUCGCUAGCUUCAGUCAAUCCAAUCCUCCAGGAGUAUCAAGAUUUUGAAGAAUGCUUCAAGACUCCGGUAACAUAUUACUUGUCAUAUGCCAACAUGGAACACCCGCUCCUCCCGCCAUGCACUCAUAACCGACAACUCUGCGUCGGAAAAAACGGCGAGGCACCGUUCGAAAUGCGCUCCCUGCAGAAUGGCGAACCAGUGCGGAGGCUAGCAAUAUUCCGUCUGGACAAGUCACCAGGCUACAAUGUAUCGAACAUUGUGCGAGCCCCACUGGAUGACAGUGACAAUCCAAACUUCUUUGACUUUGUGAUUUCCUAUACUGAAUGUGGUCAGUGCGUCGUCACGACGUUACCUACAAUUAGCCCGGACGCCUGUGCACUGUUCGUGACUAACCCGGACGUCCCUCCGAGUCGCUGCUGUCUCUUUACAUACGCUCUCUUGUGUGGAAGCACCAAGAUCCCAAGCUACGAAAAGGACAAAUGCGCCAAUGUGUAA
This is a messenger RNA of Ornithodoros turicata, 526 nucleotides long. RefSeq lists its product as uncharacterized. Lineage: Eukaryota; Metazoa; Arthropoda; Arachnida; Ixodida; Argasidae. The coding region runs from base 125 to 526 and encodes 133 amino acids. The record is from RefSeq and is a predicted model, not a curated record. The transcript has 5 exons.